AUGGACCCGAGAAGCUUCGAUUGGCUUAUGGUGGAUAUGAUCCAGGAGGUAGAGGACCCGAACAACAAUGCUAACAACGCCAACAUGCCCAUUGCACCACGGCCUGUCAGCGCCUUCGUGUUAGGAGGUGGUGUGGUAGCCAGUAUAUUGGACUACGAGCAGGUGACGCGAGAGCAGAUGGUCCAACAGCUAAAAGACCUGCAUGAUCGAGUCCAGAGUCUGUACGUUGAGACUGGCCUGCGGCUUGACCAUCCUAUUUCUGCCGAGUUUGUCGAGGAGGCUCAGCUAUCCCAGCGUAUUGAGCAGCUGCAGUCAUAUGUGGCACAGCCAGUGCAGCCUCUGGGGGAUAUGGGACGGUUCCUUGCAAACGACGUCCCGGGGAUAGAUCUCAUGACCAUCCCCAUUGUGGCCCGCCUACAUAUCUAUAGGCUGUUGCUCGACACUAGGCUCACAUUGAAGCAUAAUGUCAAUCCUUUUUGGGAGAUUGCGGAUAUCAUUGACGAUACGGCUAACUCUGCGACCCCGACUCAAUGGAUCUGGGCUAGGUGCCCACGCCUCACUAAGUAUAACCUGGACACUUCUAUCCUGCGCGUGAACCGCGAGAUCUACCAUGACGCAGGCAAGGUCCUGGGUCGCGACAACCUGUGGAUUGUCUUAAGCACGGCAGAUAGACAGAUCAUUGACGGCGUGGCGGAGAUGGGCUUUGCCCUUCCAAUUCCCAUCGAGUGGGCCAACAAUGGUCUGCGUGGAUACGCUCCUUAUUAUCACAACCCAUUUAUGAUUGAGGUCACGAACACUGCAAUCCCCGAAGACUCCGACCCAAAUGCGAACCAGUUUUUUGUCAUGGCUGUGGAUUGCGUGUGGGACCUGGUUGCACUUUUGAUUUCACACGGCCAGACUCCCUAUUCCUUGAUCGUGCGGGUCAACGAAACCGCGUACAUCUCCCGCCAAGUGCGUCAGAGAACCAUCCGCCGAGUCGCAGAGCUGCUUGAGCCUCUGAGACUCUUUGGGGACGGUGAUAUCCCCUGCUCCGUCGCCUUUAUUUUCCAAAACAAUGCUGUGGGCGAUAGGAUGAUCCGAAUGCUUCGACUGGAGCAUAGGUUCACUGACAUGCAGCUGAUCCGCAUGCUGCGAGACUACCUGGCCCCCUUCAGCUCGCACCUGCUCCAGAUCGACUGGGACCUAGAGGAGGUGAGAAUGGCGGAAUGGAGUUUCUUCUUUAUCCAUGGCCUCAACAAGUACGGCGCACUAGGAGAGACUGGAAAGUUCUGGAGAGACGCGUUGUGCAUGGGCCACGCCCGCAUGAUGGUUAUCCGACUGUCUCAGGGGAAGCUGAACCAGGCCAAAUUCCAUGCCCAGCGCGCUGAGGAAAUGAUGGAGAUGCACGAGGCGACGCUCUGGUGGUGCAAGGCCCUGAUCACCCACAUUCAGGGGUGGGACGAGGCACCUCCAGCUCAGAGCGUUAUCAACGAGGCCCUGCGUGCCAUCUGGUGCCUGUGCCUGAACGAGAACAAGAGCUGGUUCUAUCUUCUGUGGCAGCAGUGCAAGUACUGCCCGUUCACCACCCGCAACACCAUCAGCUCCAUCGUUUGUCUGCUGCAGGGUAUCCGAAUUAUUAUGGGAUCCGAAGCCCACAAGAUCCACAAGCAGGCGAAGAUAUUCAACAACCUCAUGUGCCUUCGCGUCCAGGGCCUGUCCGAGACCUUCUCUUUCGAGCAGCGUGAGGAGUACAGCAUCUCGAUGCGCAUGUUUAUGGAUAUCAACUGCCAGCCCGACAGCAUCCAGGCGCUCUGCGGCCGCGAGGAUAUGAUCUUCUGGCGUCUCAUCGAGUAG
Molecule: messenger RNA, 1833 nt
Organism: Nannizzia gypsea CBS 118893
Lineage: Eukaryota; Fungi; Ascomycota; Eurotiomycetes; Onygenales; Arthrodermataceae
Exons: 1
Coding region: 1-1833 (610 amino acids)
Source: RefSeq, a predicted model, not a curated record